This is a messenger RNA of Hyla sarda, 2767 nucleotides long. It is a transcript of the gene FIGNL1, whose product is annotated as fidgetin like 1. NCBI's taxonomy places the organism in Eukaryota, Metazoa, Chordata, Amphibia, Anura, Hylidae. Gene Ontology annotation, molecular function: ATP hydrolysis activity; microtubule severing ATPase activity; ATP binding. The record is from RefSeq and is a predicted model, not a curated record.
CGCAUGCGGUUUAGCUGCAAAUCAUAAAUGGCUGAGAACGGCAUGGAACUGUCAGACAUUCCCUAUUAUUAUUAUUAUUCAUCGGGGCGCUCGUAAAUGUCCUCCGUUUAAUCACAUUCUGCCCUUGCACACAUGUAGCAUCAGCUCCUUUCUCCGUACUUAAGGGCUUACGAGUUCCUGUUCCAGCCUUUUAAAAAGCGCGGGAAUCGUAAGGCGGCGCCUCAUUGCGAGCUUUCCACAAAUGAGGGCCCGGGCUUCACCAAAAUGUCUGCCACGAGAAUACUCUAGCGGACACUUCUUGUAUGUUAGUAACUCGAAUGGUUUUCCUCAGCAUCUCUGCCGCGGGUGGAACAGCUGACCAAACGUGGAUGAGUAAGUAUGUCUCCUCUGGAUUAUCGUAUUUACUCCUGAGUGCCACCGGGGACCAACCCCUCACAUAACACAGCGUGUGGGACACAAAGCCCGGGCAUAGGGAUACGGCUAUAGAGUGUCAGCGCCGGCGGCCGCAACAAACAGGAGGACGAGGAGGGCAGUGCUUGUGAGUGACUCUGGGGCAACAUUUUUCAGCAUUAGUGCAUCAUCAUUAACUUCCAAAUGGGUCGGUGAAGGUGAAAAGAUGGUACGUGCUCUCUUUACAGUAGCAAGAUGCCACCAGCCAGCUGUAAUUUUUAUAGAUGAGAUAGAUUCCUUAUUAUCACAACGUGGUGAAGGAGAGCAUGAAUCUUCUAGGCGAAUUAAAACUGAAUUUUUAGUGCAGUUAGAUGGUGCCACAACUUCCUCCGAGGACCGCAUACUUGUGGUUGGUGCUACUAACAGACCUCAAGAGAUAGAUGAGGCUGCUAGAAGGCGACUUGUUAAAAGAUUGUACAUUCCUCUUCCUGAAGCCUCAGCUAGAAAGCAAAUUGUUGUUAACUUGAUGUCUCAAGAGAAUUGUAACCUCACUGAUAAGGAAGUAGAGUCAAUAGUUCUACAAGCUGAAGGGUUUUCUGGGGCAGACAUGACUCAGUUGUGUCGAGAAGCUGCUCUUGGUCCAAUUCGCAGCCUUCAAACUGUAGAUAUUUCAACUAUAUCACCUGAUCAGGUCAGGGCUAUUGCUUAUAUUGACUUUCAAAAUGCUUUCCAGACAGUGAGGCCCAGUGUUUCAAAGCAGGAUUUAGAUUUGUAUGAACACUGGAAUAAAAACUUUUGGUUGUGGAAGAUAAUAAUAAUAAUAAUAAUAAAAAAAAAAAACCUUCUCCUUUUAUUUUCCUUUUUUCCUAGAAAAGACCCUAUUUUGAGUUUAAGAACGAUUUUCCUUUAACAACCUUAUCUUUAGUAAUAUGAAAGAGAGCUCAACAGAAAAAUAAAAUGUGUUUUUGAGUCCCUGUCAGUUUUCUUGAUUUAUUUAAUAGCACAACUGGUGAAAACCAGCUAUUUAAUAGCACAUUUUAUAAGGAACAAAGAUGUUGAUAAUGACAUUUGUUAUAAUAGAUGCUAAAUAUGAUCAUAUGUGCAUCAGUUUAAUUCAGUAUUCCAAUUUCUUCCAAAUAAAAUACAUUGUACAAUUUUGCAUUACUUUUCUUACUAAAGGACAGUUAGUUUACUGGGUUUACUGCCAACUCAGCAUGUUUUCAUGCUUUUCAUUCACCAUUCUUUUCCUUCUUUUUAUGACAUUAAACAGUUGUACAUAACCUAAAAUAUAAAAAGCAAUUAAGUCAUGUAAUGUACAUUGGGGCAUAUUUUUGCCAGUCUUUGAUUUAGACAGCUUCAGUAAUCUGGCCCAUUGUGAACAUAAGUUUUAACUAUAGUAAAAAAAAAACACCCUCACUUACUUACUAUGCAUGAUGGCAAAUGUCAGAGUUCUCUAACCUUUUAAAGCGUAGCUGACAUUUCAGGUGACUUUCCAGGAUAAGCUGCCCUGUGGGGAGGAGCAGCAUUAAUUCUUUACAUUAUUUAACUUGUAUAUGGUAUUUUACACUAACGCUCAUGACAGCAUCCCUGCAGAGGACCUCCCCCCACAGGACAGGAAACCUGAUCUAAAAAUAGGACACGCCUCUCCACACCUCAGUUCAGGUUUACUGUCCCCUGGUGGGAUGCCUGGGGAGCAGAUGGAUUAGGGCAGUAGCAUCCUCAUGGGCUGGGAGGGCUGAAGCCUUGUUAAAUCAGAUCUGCAAAGCAGCCACUCAUCUAGGCAUACUUAUUUAUUUUAUUUUUUUUUAAUAUGAUGCCUGAUGAAGUACAUGAUGAUGUAGGAAACAGCUGUCGUGUGCUGACUGUGUUCCCCUGCCUAAUUCGUUGCUGCUCCCUGCUCCAGUUUUCUGUUUGUACAUGCAAGAUUUCAUAAAUAAAGACUGAAUGUUAUCCAGAGAUGUGCUGCAGAGUUCCUGAAAUGCCAGAAGAAUCAGUUAAGAGGUUAUCCACAGGGCAAGCUUUUCUUUCUUACAAUAUUCUUGAUAUUUUGAAAGUAUUGCUACUUUUUAAACAAUUUAAUGGGACACAUUGGCUAGGGCAUGCCAAUUUGCUGUUUUUACUACAGAAACAUAGAAUGUGUCGGCAGAUAAGAACCAUUUGGCCCAUCUAGUCUGCCCAAUAAUCUGAAUACUAUUAAUAGUCCCUGGCCCUAUCUUAUAUGAAGGAUAGCCUUAUGCUUAUCCCAUGCAUCCACUACUCUCUCAGUAAAGUAAUACUUCCUGAUAUUACUGCAUAUACCUAUGCUCCUUUAAUUUAAAACUAUGUCCUCUUGUGGUAGUUUUUCUUCUUUUAAAUAUAAUCUCCUUCUUUACCAUGU